Trifolium pratense (red clover) is the source of this 2790-nucleotide messenger RNA. RefSeq names its product protein SRG1-like. The transcript has 5 exons. The record is from RefSeq and is a predicted model, not a curated record. NCBI's taxonomy places the organism in Eukaryota, Viridiplantae, Streptophyta, Magnoliopsida, Fabales, Fabaceae. Bases 1441 to 2598 code for a protein of 385 amino acids.
AUGUGGUUAAUAAUAUCAUCCUCAUUUUCAAGUCAUACUUGUCCCAUACAUACCAAAUCAGAACCGGAAGCGUGUUUCUUCUUCAUCAAUAAUAUCAUCCUCAUUUUCAAGUCAUACUUGUAUAUAUAGUACUCUUCAUUCAAGCGUUUCACUACAUCCAACAAAGUGUUCGUUCUCCCAAAUCAUCAAUCCAAAAUUAAGGCAAAUAUCCCCAUGUAAAUAAUGACACCUUUAAAGGAAUGAAGAUGUUCCAAAUCACCUCGUGUUGCUCCAACUCGCACACUUGAUUCUCUUUAGAUAACAAAUGAUAAGCUUCUUUAACCGAAUAACCUUCGUAGGGAUCAAGUUGUCAUUUCCAAGAAUCAAUAAUACUCACCUGCAAAAUUAUUUACCAGAGUAGCACAACAUUCCACAACUACUAGAUAUAUCCUCCUCCCAAGCAAACAACCGCCUUCGCCACCUCCAACCCCCACCUUCGACCCCCAAACCCUGCCAAUACAUCUCAGCUAUAGAGAUAUUUUUAUGUAACGACAAAUUAAAAAGUAAAGCUAUCACCUAAAGGAGCGUCCCCAACCACCUAUCCUUCCAAAAUAACGUAUUUUCCACAUUUUCCACUACCCUCUUUACAUUCUCCUCAAACCACCUUCAUACGCUCAAACCAACACCAUCUCUAACAUCCGCUAAAGCCCUUCUCCCCCCUCCUUUGAUUUUUCCAUCUUCCAACCUGGCUAUACUUCGCCACUAAAACCUUAUACUACAAGCUGGUCUCUUGAUUAACAUAUAUCCUCCAACACCAUUUACAUCCAACAAUGCAUAAUUAAACUCCCUAAUCUUACACAACUCUAACCCUCCUUUGUGGUGAACAAAUUUUAUGCUAAUCCAAUUAAUUUUUCUAGAAUCCUCACUCCCCCUCCCAUAAAUUUUUUUAAAAUAAGAGAUUAAAGGGAAAAAAUUAUACUUGUUGGAGCCUUGAAGAAGGAAAGAAAGUACACCGGAAUCGAAGACAAGACAUAUUUUAGCAUGACAAGGCGACCACCCAUCCAUAAAAAUCUACUCUUCCAAGUAGAAAGCUUUUUACGAAUACGAUCAACCAGCGGAAACCACAAAUCCAAACAACAAGGAUUACCUCCAAUUGGAAUGUUCAUUAUGCGAGAUGUAUUAUUGUGCAAGAUUAAAUAAUUUUGAGAACGGUUGAUUUAGACAUGUCACCUCAAUAUUUGAUGUCUUUAAUGAGUUUUCAUAGAAUUUCAUUACUUUUAAUCAUUCAAUAUCAUCAUAUUAAAAUCGAAGUAUGUCACAUCAUUUACAAUAUAUUAAAUCAUCAUUUCUAAAUACCAAAAUCUAAUUGAGGUUCAAAACUGAGCGAUUUUAAAAUUCGGGAACCACUUUCGUGAGCGGGUGAAAAUAGAAGGAUUAAAACCAUAAUUAAGUCUGUAGUUUAUGAGAAAAGGAAAGAUAUAUAGUCAAUUUGAAAUCAUUUUAUUUUUUGACAAUUUGAAAUGUUAUCAGCCUAAAAAAGAGGAUUCAUCACUUGAAGGAAAAAUGUUCAAGAACUUUGGAACCUCAAUAUUGGUGCCUUCUGUCCAAGAGCUAGCAAAGCAGCCAAUCAUAGAAGUUCCAGAAAGAUAUCUUCAACCAAAUCAAGACCCUGUUGUUGUGUCAAAUACAACUUCUUUACAACAAGUUCCAGUCAUUGAUCUUAGUAAAUUGUUAUCUGAAGAUGCAACUGAGCUAGAGAAGUUUGAUCAUGCAUGUAAAGAAUGGGGGUUCUUCCAGCUGAUUAAUCAUGGAGUCGACCCUACAUUGGUGGAAAAUAUUAAAAUAGGGGUUGGAGAGUUCUUAACUCUUCCAGCAGAAGAGAAGAAGAAACUUUUGCAAACGUCGGAUGAUAUGGAGGGUUUUGGUCAAUUGUUUGUUACAUCUGAGAAUCAAAAGUUAGAAUGGGCAGAUUUAUUCUACACUACAACUCUUCCGUCUCAUGGAAGGAAUCCCCGCUUAUUUCCAAAUAUUCCACAACCAUUCAGAGAUAAUUUGGAUACAUAUUGUUUAGAAAUGAAAAAAGUUUGCAUCACAAUCAUCAAACAUAUGGAAAAAGCUCUUAAAGUUGAACCAAAUGAAAUGCUAAAAGUACUUGAUGAUAUGGUUCAAUCAAUGAGGAUGAAUUACUACCCUCCAUGUCCCCAACCAGAAAAUGUCAUUGGACUGAAUCCUCAUUCUGAUUCUGGUGUCUUAACCAUCCUUCUCCAAGCCAAUGAUAUUGAAGGUCUCCAAAUAAGAAAAGAUGGACAAUGGAUUUCUAUUAAACCACUCACCAAUACUUUUGUCGUAAAUAUUGGAGAUGUGUUGGAGAUAAUUACCAAUGGAAUUUAUCGGAGUAUUGAACAUCGAGCUAUCGUGAACUCAAAGAAAGAGAGAAUUUCAGUUGCUUCAUUUCAAAAUGCUAAUAUGAGCAAAGUUAUAGGUCCAACACCAGGACUUGUUACUGAUGAAAGGCCUGCAUUGUUCAAAACAAUUACUGUAGAAGAAUACUUCAAAGUAUUCUUUUCAAAUGAGCUAAAAGGGAAAUCAUGCCUUGAUGUUAUGAGAAUCCAAAAUUAGAAUAGUAAGUGAUAAAAAUAUAUAGUAUAGGACUAUUUGGACUAAAAAUAAAUGUUGUUCUCUGAAAACAGUUAUACCAUAUGUGGUAGCAUAGAAACAAUAAUUCAAUAAUGUGGAUCUGUAAACAUAAAUAUCAUAUGGGAAUUUAAAAUUAUAUUCUCAAACUAUAAAUAAAUACUUCAAUUCACAACA